GUGAAAAAGACAUGCCGUGCACGUAUUGAACAAAUUAUACUGAUAGAUCUUGCUUUCUGGUCGUGAUCGAACGUGGAACAUUACGAAUAAGAUGGCGGCUCUGCAAAUCGUUGGACUUAUUGUCUUUUUUCUUGUCGAAUAUUGGGUCGGAACCGCUCUUGGAUCGCAAGAAAUAUAUCGAUGUCACUGUGCUGAAGGCUGCCCUCUCAGUAUUGAACAAUAUCUUUGCACUGCGUGCCUAAAGGGAUUUUAUGGACGUUUCUGUCAAACUGAAAAUGUAGCUCUGGCAAAAACAACAAAUCAAUCUGCAACGUGUUUUGGUCAUAAAGCUGAAGCUCUGUUGGCUGUAGAUGGCGAUAUUCGGACAGAUUUCGGCGAGCCUGGAAACUACCACUGCACUUGUUCAGAAGGCGUACCGCGAUUCUGGAGCGUUGAUUUGGGUAGAGCAUACCCUCUUAACAAAAUAAAAAUAUACCAAAGACAGAGAAUCCAAUGGAGACUGACUGGAUUUCACAUUGAGGUAGACGGACACGGGUGUUAUCGGUGGUCAAAUGCAUCAUCUCCUCCAACUAUAUUUGAAGUAAACUGUAACCAGGAAGGUCAACACAUUGUUUUCAAAGUACCCCCUAGCCGCGAUAACGGGACUCGCCAGAAUCUUCUUACUUUAUGUGAAAUCCAAGUGUUUGUGUGUACAGAUUUCUGGUAUGGUGAAGACUGUGACAAGACGUGUAACUGUAGAAAUGAGACUGAAGUGUGCGACAAAAAGACGGGAAGAUGUACAGCUUGUCCAGAUGGGUGGACUGGAGAUUCGUGUGAUGCUUGCAGUGAUGGCUAUUGGGGUAUACCCUGCAAAGUGUGUGGUAAUUGUCAGACUGGAUAUAUCUGUAAUACAACUACAGGACAUUGCCGGCAGUGUCUAACUGGAUGGGAAUUACCAAGUUGUACAUCAUGUGGAGAGGGUCACUAUGGUGGAAUAUGCAAUGACACGUGUGGUAACUGCAUUGGAGGAAAUACAACAUGUGAUAUUCAAAAUGGAGUCUGCACUUCUGGAUGCGCAGCUGGAUGGGAAGGGGUUACUUGUAAAAUAGGUUUGCUAUUAAAUUCUAACGCAACUAGCAUAUAAGCUUAUUUUCGAUUGGUAAACGUUCGUGUUAAAUCGGAUGAUUUAUCAUGAUGACAGUG
This is a messenger RNA of Gigantopelta aegis, 1182 nucleotides long. RefSeq names its product multiple epidermal growth factor-like domains protein 11. The transcript is spliced from 7 exons. Gene Ontology annotation, molecular function: scavenger receptor activity. The coding region runs from base 92 to 1123 and encodes 343 amino acids. NCBI's taxonomy places the organism in Eukaryota, Metazoa, Mollusca, Gastropoda, Neomphalida, Peltospiridae. The record is from RefSeq and is a predicted model, not a curated record.